ACCCACUGUUGUCAAAUCCUGCAGCACUAAGUUGACAAACUAUCGCCUGACCUGUGAAGGCAACACCACAGAGGCUGAACCAAUCACCUAUAAGUGGUUUUACAAUGAUAUGGAGGGACCUUCAGGCAAGGUUUGGACUAUAAUAAAGGACAGGUUGGAGACCAGUUUCAGAUGUAUGAUGAUGAACCCAGUCAGCAAUGAAACCAGUGCACACUUCAAAAACCCCUUCAUCAUUCAUGUUGAACCUGGCCUGGUUUAUGGAGCUAAAGGUGACGAUAUGAUCCUCGGACCACCCCCCAUGAAUGAUACUAUCCAAAGCAUAGUGUGGAAACACAAGGCCAAUAUUGCAGCAGAUUGGUAUGAAGCUGGAAAUGAGUUUAUGUGCCAUGGCCAGUUUAUAGGUCGCUGUGAGGUGAACACUGAUACUGGAGCACUGACCAUCAAAGGAAUGAUGCUUAAAGACAUCGGCAUCUACACACCAGAGAUUAACUGCAAAGACUACAACAAGAUUCAACUGUCUGUCAUCUCUCGUGUAACUAAACCCUCUGUUGGCAAAUCCUGCAACACUAAGAAUACUCUCUGUCGCCUGACCUGUGAAGGCAACACUGCAGAUGCUGAACCAAUCACCUAUAAGUGGUUGUAUGAUAAUAAGGAGGAUGGACCUUCAGUCCAAAAGAUACUUCUAACAGAGUAUUUAAAGGAGGACCAUUUUAGAUGUAUAAUGAUGAACCCAGUCAGCAAUGGAACCAGUGAAAGCAUCACAAACCCCCUCAUUAAACAAGAACAGGACUGGCUGAUAUCCAUCCUUGUACCAGUAGUAGUAGUGGUUGUUUUGGUAGUCGUCAUUCUGUUUGCUGUUUUCAUCUACAAACACAUCAGGGAAAAAAGGCGAAGACCAAAUAACCGAAGAGAUGAUAAAAAAGAAAAUGGGACUAAAUAUGAGCUGAAACCACUAAACAACAGCAAAGGAGCCAAAGGGACAUGUGAUAAAACCCAACAUCUCAGCAAUGGAGCUGAUGCCUCAGGAGUACGGAGAACCAGCCUGGUCUCAGACCCCCCUGUGAUACAAAAUGGCCACAGUGGAGCUGAGACUGAGACAGUGACUCCAGAAACUUCCAACCAGAGCCCGGCAGAAGCUGCAGUCUCUGACACUGACCAGGAAACUGACCUCCCAUCUGUAGAGGUUCCUGACCCGCUAAACUCUGGAUGUCUGCAUACCAACAAGGACUCUGAGAAAUCUGCACUGAUGCCAGACAAGAAACCAGAAACCAACUGUGAGCCAUCAGCUGAUGAACAGAGAGCAGAUGACUGAGGAGAUGUUGACUAAACGUGGGUGUUCACGUCUUUCCUGUUUGAUAAAACCUCAAAAAUCACAUUGGUAGAGGCUUCUGUUACAGACUCUGUUUGAAGAUGUUACACUCACUAUGGGACGUGUUACACACACACACACAGAUGACCGCCUUUAUGAGAUGAAAUGCUUUAUUCCUCUUGCUGAAGGUGGUGUGAAAACUUCAAGAAAUGCACUGUUUAUUUCUGACAUUAACUACCUACAGCCACGUCUGCUUGUAAUGUAAAAAUGAAUACAAAUAGCUGCUCUCUGCAGAUCUUACAUUUCAAAAUUACUGCAUGGUUCAGGACCACUGAGUGAUAGUAGUUAAAGGGGGCAUAUUAUGCAAAAAUCACUUUUUCAGGCUUUUCUAACAAAAAUAUGUGUCCCUGGCCUGUCCACAAUCCCCUCAAGUACCAGAAAUAUCCAUUCCCUCUCCCCCUCUCUUUCUCCACCUUUCAGAUAAUAUGUGAUGAAACUAGCCGUUCCCAGAUUUUAGCCCUUGUGACCCCACCAGGGGCCUAAGCACCCACCCCCAGGUUUGGUUGGCCCUCCCCCACUUGGAGGAAAGGUCCGGCCUCCUUUACUGAUCCUCUCAACUACCAGCUGAGAUGCUGGAUAGCUCAGUGGGUUACCCUGCUACUACGGUCUUGGAGAUUGAUGGUUCGAACCCCAGUCAGGUCCUAAGCUUUGGAUAAAAGUGUCUGUGAAAAGUGCUA
Messenger RNA from Cheilinus undulatus (humphead wrasse), 2046 nucleotides. RefSeq lists its product as uncharacterized. Lineage: Eukaryota; Metazoa; Chordata; Actinopteri; Labriformes; Labridae. The transcript has 15 exons. The coding region runs from base 110 to 1312 and encodes 400 amino acids. The record is from RefSeq and is a predicted model, not a curated record.